Messenger RNA from Argiope bruennichi, 1287 nucleotides. RefSeq lists its product as uncharacterized. The record is from RefSeq and is a predicted model, not a curated record. Bases 1 to 1287 code for a protein of 428 amino acids. NCBI's taxonomy places the organism in Eukaryota, Metazoa, Arthropoda, Arachnida, Araneae, Araneidae. The transcript has a single exon.
AUGGAAAAAACCUUUCUCCAGAUUUCUUUGACUCCAAAAGAUAAAGACGCAGUUAGGUUUCUUGUGGCUAACAGUGAAAACGAUGUUCAAGUGUAUAGAUUCAAUCGAGUUCUUUUUGGUGUGAACUCGUCUCCAUUUCUAUUGGCCGCAACUAUAAAAACCCAUAUUGAGAAAUAUAAGGAACAAUAUCCCGUUACUGUGCGGACACUCGAUAGUUGUUUUUACGUGGACGAUCUCGUCGCUGGUGAAGACGACGUAUCAUCAGCAUUUGACUUGUCAAACACAGCAGCAAAAAUCAUGGAUGAUGCAGGGAUGAAUUUGCGGAAGUGGAUUUCAAAUGACUGUGAUUUAAUGAAACAAUGGCAGACAAAACAUUUCGACCAUUUAAAUAUUAACGAUUUCGUAAACCAACCACAUCGUGUUUUGGGACUUUCGUGGAGUCCUCAAAAUGACUAUGUUAGUCUUAAUUUAAAAGGUCUAUUGGACUUCCUUCUGAAAAGGAAAAAUACUAAACGAUUCUUGUUGAUGGCCGCAGGCAGAAUAUUUGAUCCAAUGGGAUUUGUAUCCCCCUUCACUAUAAGAUUUAAAAUCUUAUUUCAAGAAAUCUGGCAAAGUAAAACAGACUGGGACGAAGAGUUACUGCCAGAUGUUAAUGAGAAGUUUGAACAGUGGUGUUCAGAAGCGUCUUUCUUAGGUAAACUUCAGAUUCCUAGAUAUGUCCUUGAGUGUGAUAGUGAGAAUCCCCCAGAGUGUGAAAUACACACAUUUUCCGAUUCUAGCAUUAAAGCGUAUGGAGCUGUGUCAUAUUUAAGACUGAAAACUCCUAACAAAAUUUGUGUGUAUCUUUUAGCUUCAAAAUGCCGUGUGGCUCCUCUAAAGCCAUUAUCCCUUCCACGUUUGGAAUUAAUGGGUGCGUUACUUGCUGCGAGAUUGGCAAAAGAAGUAUCAAGAGUCCUCAGUGAGAAAAUACCAGCAACCAACCACUUUUGGACAGAUUCCACUAUAGCCUUGAGUUGGAUUCAAGGUUCCAGCAGCAGAUGGAAAGUCUUUGUCGCCAACCGUGUGAAGGAAAUACAAUCCUUGACAAACAAAGAUACGUGGCACCAUUGUGCUGGAAAGGACAAUCCAUCUGAUCUUCUUACGAGAGGCAUCAGCGCCGACUCACUGUUGAACUGUGAGAAGUGGUGGAAUGGACCGAGUUUCCUACAUGAAGAAAACAUUGUCCCUAAAAAUGAUGACGUGAUACUUAGUGAUGACAGUGUGUCAGGAAGAACUAAAAUCGUCUGA